CGUGAUAGCUCCGGAUCCUCAUCGCAGCGUUAAUUCUAUCGGUUUUUUUUUGAAGGCUAAAGCAGUUGACCUCCCACAACUCGGUUUGUGAAGAAAAAAUUUUUUGAGUUCUGUGACUGAAAGACGUGAAGGUGGCGUGCUGUCGAGGGCCAAGACUCUCUUGACUUCGAAGAGACCAGACGCGAAAAGAGGAACGAGCAGGAAAGUGGCCUCAGUGUAGCUAGGUAAUCCCACGAGCGAUUUUGGUACAUGAAGACCGUUUUGUUGGACGCGUCUAGACAUGCUUUCUGUGUUUUUUCGGUUUACUUGUCGAGCGCCAAGAGGUCCAUCGGUACAACGAUAUUGAUUUUCUAUACCAAAGUCAAAGUCACUUUGUUUCCCACACACACAUAGCUUCAGGUUUGCAAACUUGUCCUCCAUUCGUUAUUUCCCACCCGUCCAGCUCCACCCACUCUACGUAUUCAUUGUUUCGUCCAAUUUUGUACGAUGCGUCGAGUUGUUAUUGUUUCUCGUUUCGUUUCCUCUGUUACUGUUUCACAAUAACGACACAGCGAUAUUUAUCCCACCGGAGGUGACAGAAAUUUAAGCAAUACUUCGACGGUGUGAUAUCUCGUCCGGACGGCCCGACGAGUGGAGACUUCAACACCUCUCCCACCUGUUCCUGACCAUACAAGGAAGAAGAUGCGGCCUUUGAUUUCGGUGCAGAACGUAUCAAUUGCAAAAGUAUCGUACUCGUAUAAAUGCAUAUUAAAAUUUCCUUAGCAUGAGAAAUGGAAUUUGUAAUGCGGAUUUGCCUUGAUAAAAAGAUUUGUAAUGCAUGACUGCGAUUACUACGAGUACGAUAGUUUUGCACAGGAUAGAACGCGACCCCCCUGCGGAUUUUCGUGGCGGGCUGCAGCGUGAAUGCGGUUCUUUGCCUGUACUUCCGCUGGCGUUUUCUCGGGUUGUAUAAGAAUCUGGUGCAGCAGGCCACGGGCUACAACAUAGGCAAGAAGGCGAGCAAGCAGAAAAACCUGCUUUUGCUGAAGCUGAAGGCGAUUCUGCUUUAUCUCUCCAAAAGGUUGAGCAACGCGCUCUUCGGGAAAAGUAGAAAUCCGUCCCGGCGACGGAGCAGGAGCAAAUCGAAGACUUCAGACGGGAAUGAAAAAGAUCUUCCCGCAGGAGAAGAAGGCACGGAUGUUGAACCAGGAGAGCGGUCCGACGAGGGGCGGCUGCUCUCCCUUUUGCGCAUUGCGAUUGGCGCGAAGCAGGCGGUCUGGUUCGGGGUGCACGGGAUUUUCCUCUUUCUCCGGUCCUGGCUUUCCAUCCGGAUCUCGGAGCUGUACGGCGAAGCCACGGCCACGGUGAUCGAGGGUAGCUGGGAUAAGUUCAUCCUGUACGCCUACCGGUUUUUGAGCUAUGGGGGUUUGUCCGCCUGGGUGAACAGCGUUUUGAAGUGGUGUGAGGAAUACAUCGCGGAGUCUUUGCAGCACAAGGCCACGGAAACCAUCCAUGAACAGUACCUGGCGAACCGAAGUUACUACUACCUGGCCUACCCCGCGGUCGCGAGCGGCGCCGGGAGGAAGGCUAUGGUUUCGGCGCUGACGAAUAAAACUACCGCAGCUGGUGGUAGCACUGACGAAGAGAUAGGAAUCGUCGCAUCUUCCAAAACUACUCCUGCUUCCACCUCGGGUGUUUCGGCGAGCAAGAACAAUAAGCAGAAUGAUACCUCCAAAGCGGCGAAGCUACAAGCCGGAUCCUCAAGUAUUUCUUCUGGUACAUCUGCUUCUAGAAGCCGCGGUGGCUCGAUGGACAAUCUGAAGCUGCUUCCACCCUCCAAAACUCCAUCCUCGUCGAGAGCAGGGGGUGGUGGAGCAGAUCCCUUUAACAAGAACGCUAGUACUGGUGCAUCUCCUGACGGAGCAGCUCCUGCGGAAGCGACAUCCUCCUCAUCCGCGGUUCAGCAGUUCAAUGCGGAUAAGCGGAUUAGUGAGGACAUCGGGGAAUUUUGCCACGAAUUGGUGCACCUCUACGGCCACACGUUGAAACCGCUGCUGGACGUGGUUCUCAGCUCCCGCGCGCUGUUCGCCACGCUCGGGUUCCAGUCCCCCAUGCUGCUGUACGCGUAUUUCAUGGUGAACGCCUUUUUUCUCGGCUUGCAAAAACCGCCGUUCUCGCGGCUGAAGGCGGCCGAGGCCGGGUUGCAGUCCGCGUUCUCCAGCGCCCACCAACGAUUGCGCGUGCACGCGGAGGAGGUGGCCUUUCUCGGCGGGGAGUCCCGGGAGCACGCGCUACUGGACGACAAACUGCACUCGUUGUUGCACUUCAAGGGCGCUUUGGCGUGGGCGAAGUUCCGGCAGAACUUGCUGGACCAGUGGACCGUGAAGUACUGUGCUUCGAUCAUCGGCAUGGCCGCGAUCAGCUACCCGCUGAUGAUGAAGUACGCCGCGGGCACACUGACGAAGACGGAAGUGCUCGGGCGGCACCGCACGGCGGACUCCCUGAUCCGCCACGCGGCGGGCGCGAUCGGGGAAUUGAUCCUGGCGGUCAACAAGCUGCACAUCCUGCAGGGCUACACGAUCCGAGUCACGGAAAUUCUCGACCACUGCAUGCUGGAUAGUAGUGCACAGAGUGGUGCUGGUGCAGCUUCGACAGGGAAUAAACUUGCGGUGAAGGACCACCAAAGCAACGACCACGACAGUGAGAAGGACCAACCCGAGCCGAGGAGAAGGCAGGGGCCGCGACGAAUCUCGACAAGUGACGCCCUGGACGGCGCGUUACUCGACAGCGGCGCUCGUCUCUCGAUGGCGGAGGCGGAACAAACAAGUGGCACGAGGACCACUACUGCUGAACAAGACCUUGCGGGGGCGCAGCACGAAGAGCGGAUAUCCUUUGGCAACAUGCUGGCUUCUGCCGGCUGGGAGUUCCUGCGCGAGCAGUUUGCGCCUUUCGGAGGUGGUUCUGUUAGCAAGAGUUCGUCGAAGAAUUCAAAUUCUGGGAGUGCGGUCGUGCCCCAUUCGAACAAAACGACAGGGCAUGAUGUUGGUUCGGCAACAUCCGCCGGAAAAAAUAACAGCAUCUUCAAGGCGAACAAUCUGCUGCAAGUGCCGGAUACUUGUAGUAGUACUUCUACGCUGGCUCUCUCAACAGCCGUGGUUCCGAGGAAACAACAGAAGAAGUCCGAUGCUGGCAGUACUGGAACAAGCAACCUAGCCCCGCGGGGUUUGCAACGCUACGCUUCUUUUACCACGGACGAUGCUGCGGGCAUGGUACUGCUCGGCGGCGCCAGUGGAGGGAACGCAAACUUGCACACUGUCGGAGGAGGUGCAGGCAGGAUGAAGAUGUUCGGAGCUGGUUCUACGUUCCAAAGCGCCUCCAGCUUGUCACAGCACGCGGUAGUUACGUCCGCCGGCAUUCUAGCGACCCCGAUGGUCGGCGGGUCGUUGGGGACUAGUACUGCUACAGGCGGCCCGGUAGUUGGGGGAACAUUAAAUGCCGGCGGCACAUCUGCUUCCGGAGGUCCUCGGGUGCGCGCGGUCGGGGCGGUACCGCAGCAGCAGCAGCAGCUGCCCAGUGUGGGCUCUUCACCGAAGAUCGUCGUACAACCACCGCCAACCACGAGCGGGCACCAGCAGACGACUUCUGCAGAGGAGCAGCUGAAAGAAGCCGAUAGGGGUAGCAAAGGCAGCGGCAAAAAGGGAAAGAGAAACAAGGGUAAGAAGCAAAGUGCAGCUAGCAAUAGCACGGCGGAGACCACUACAAGUGCCGGCACUGCAGGAGCCGCAGAUUUUACAAAUGGUACAGCUCCUUCGGCUUCCACCUCUUCCGUCGACCAGCGCCGGAAUAGCACGAAUUCGGAGUCUUUCGGGAUCCACAACAUUCUCGCGGCCAAGCACGUGGCCUCGCAGCUGAAGCAGCAGGUGCAGCAACGGAAGAGAAUGAUGGAGCAGAUCCACAACGAAUUUGUGCGUUUCAGCAAUCUGACGGUCUACACCCCGGACGGGCGGUUGCUGGUGCGCAACCUGAACAUGAUGGUCCGCAAGGGCUGCAACGUGCUGGUGUCCGGCCCGAACGUAUUAAGAGGAAAAAACCCCCCUCCCCAUAUCGAAAAGGAAUGUUUCCGAAAAUUUGUGUUGCUGAUUUGCUACCUCAAAUCACGUCUUUCUUGCAAGAAGGCAACUCCACAAGCUCCGCUGCAUUGCGCAGGCGGUUUGUGAUGCUGAUGGGCCUACAGCACGGACGUUUCUCAUGCUAGACGCCUAGGCCAGAGCCUCUCUACCUAGGCUCAGUAUGGGGCUGCAUUCCUCUCCAGCAAGACAGAGCUGAUUUGUGUAUUCAAAUCCAGCAUCAGAAAUUUCGUUUUGAUAUGGGGAGGGGGUAUUUUUCCUUUUGAUAAAACGGCUGCGGAAAGACGAGUUUGUUCCGCACACUGUCCGGGCUGUGGAAGCCCGCCUUCGGGCACGUGAUUGUUUCCACGCGGGCGCCGCCAGCGGACCGGGAUGAGCAUCUACUUCACGGGUCGAGAACAUCUGCUGCGUUCCUGAGUCCGAAAGCUGUAGCGGGUGCGAAUAACAAUAAUAAUAAGCGGCCGUCGUUGAACAGCCGCAGCAGCCCGACGAGCGAAGACGGGACCGCCACUAGCAUUUCCACAGAGCAGACGGCCGACAAUAUUGCUGUGCCGAAGAAGACCUCCAGCAAGAGCCGGACACGGGUGAUCUCCGGUGGAAUGGAAAGCAUCAGUAGUGUGGGGAGAAAUAUCAAAUGUAAAAAUGUCUGGGUCUGGAAACUUGUGAUGCUGUGUGGCGUAUCAUGAGGAGGCCACAAUUGCUGGCUCAGCAUGACAAGCUUCUGAGCUUCUAGGUGUUGCCUACUCUGCAUGACAAACUACGUUUCUGCAUGACAGAAAAGUGGGGCUCUUUGGUAAUGUGCAUGACAGAUUUAAGAGUCAUGCCAGACAAGCAUGACAAACUUGCAUUCUUCCAGACCCAGACAUUUUUACAUUUGAUAAGAAAUCUGAACAAAUUUGCCCCUCGCGGCACUGGGCCCCUCGACCUUUCCCUCCCCACCAUUAUCGACCCAGAGGCGCCGGGGCGGCGGUUGCUGCGCACCGCAUGGCAGGCCGCGAAGUUUCUGCAGGAAACCGUCGGGGAAGUAGUGUUCGAACAGCCAUCUGGCGCACAUCAUGCCGACCACGACGAUCAUCAUGAGUUAGGAACUUCUUCUGCUGCCAAGAAUCCAAACCACGACCAGGUUCUUGAUACAGUUCACCACAACGCUUCUAGAAGAACUAUGGACAGAUACGAGUUGCUGCACAACCAGGACCGUGCGGGUCCGCAGAUCUUCUACCUACCGCAAAAUCCCUACAUCUGCGUUGGGAUAUCAAAUGCAAAAGUGUCUGGGUCUGGAAGGAUGCAACUUGUCAUGGUAAGUAGAUCUGAAGCAUGCAAAAAUCUGUGUUGCAUGAGUGCCAAAAGCGGCACACUUUUGACCAAGUUGGAAGCGAGUUUCUCAUGCAAGAUAGGCAUGGCAGAGACCUCGUAGAGUCUGUCAUGCUAAGUCCCGCAUUCCUCACCUCAUGGGUCAUGGAAAAUCUGCAUGACAAGUCUACACUUUUCCAGACCCAGACAUUUUUGCAUUUGAUAUGGGACGUUGCUGGAUAACGUGUGGUACCCGAGGAAAACCGAGCGGCACAACGUCGUCGAAAAAGGUAGUAUUUGCAUGUGUUGAUAAAGUGUUAUCCUGUUGUACAACGAACAGCGCUGGUGGACGCACAAGACAACGGCAUCGCUACCUACUCCUACCAAAUGCAUCAUCACAUCAAUCCCCUAAAAUUAGGAGCAGAUGAAGAAAAUUCUAUAUUCGGCCGGAUUUCCUGCUUAUACCUGAUUGGCACUGGGCAAAAAUUGUUUAAAAAAAAACAUCAAAACAGACCGCAUCCUGGAUCUGCUACAGCAAGUCGGCCUGGAGUCGCACACGGCCCGUUUGUAUCAAAUGUAAAAAUGUCUGGGUCUGAAAGAUUGCGAGAUUUGUCAUGCUGAUCUGGCAUGGCCGUUAAAUCUGUGUUGCGUGGCCACAAACAGCCUCUCUCGCCUGUCAUGCAAAAACGCAGUUUCUCAUGCGGAAUACGCAGCACAGAAGCACGAAGCAACUUGUCAUGCUUGGGGGCGCAUUACAGUGCAUUUUUUAUUGACCGUCUUGCAUCACAAGUUUCCAGACCCAGACAUUUUUGCAUUUGAUAGUUUGGAAGAGAAGGGCCAGGAUUGGGAGAAGAUGCUCUCGGGCGGCGAACGGCAGAAGCUGUCCUUCGCGCGUCUGCUCUUCCACGAACCGGCGUUCGCAGCGUUGGACGAAGCUUACAAGAGUGCACAACUCCCCCUCCCCCUUAUUUGUCAUGCAAAGUACCAAAUGCGCCCUGUGCCUUUUGGCACUUUUUGCAUGACAGAUUCUGGCAGCCCAAACAGCACUACAGUCCGAAGUGAAUUUGUCAUGCAAAACCUGCAUUCCGUUUCCGGAUGGCGGUUGUUGUAUUGCUGUUCAUGCCAUAUAAAUGAGGGGGAGGGGGAGUUGUGCACUCUCAUAAAGCCACCAGUGCGGUGAGUCAGGACGUGCAGGAAAAACUGUACUCCCUGCUGGCACAAAACGACAAAAUCACCUUCUUCAGCAUCGCGCACCGGCCGGAGGUGCGCAAAUGGCACCAGUCGGAGCUCCAGAUCUUGGGCACAGAAGGCGGCUGGGGCGUCGUCGAGGUGCAGCAAGAACAGAUGCUAGAGGAAUUUUCCGCGGCGUACUGAAGGAUCUGGUCGUGAAGCAACGAGCCGAGAUCAUUUCUCAUUCUCGUCUCACGCUUCCUUAUGAAGAUCCUUGUUGUCGCAUUUCAAGUAUACAUUCGAUCUCAAAAUGCACAUAACGUACAUGAAUCACGCUGCUCUCCUUGCAGGAGACGGAAGUCCAAACAACAAUAUUACACUCGGAAGAACCUGUAUGUAUCGCAUGUAUUAUUUCUUUAGGUUAAGCUUUAGACCGAGACGAUCUCCACGUAUAGAUAGAGGAGUAUAAUUUGCCAUCCGAAAUGAAGCGCCAACGCCAUGUUUGUCGAAUUUCGACAUAAUUACUUAGCAUACAAAGUCGAAGUCUAGCCGGAAC
Messenger RNA from Amoebophrya sp. A120, 7122 nucleotides. Lineage: Eukaryota; Dinophyceae; Syndiniales; Amoebophryaceae. The record is from the annotation of a GenBank genome assembly.